ACAAGCUGAAAGGGGGCAGGAAAAGAAGUGGAGGCAGCAUUCUUCCUAUUUAAAGCUGCAUCGCUUGAAAAAAGUUUUCACAGACUGUGCUGGAGCUGGUGCUGAAAAAGGGGGAUUGCUGAGGCUGCCCUGGUGCUGGUGCUGAAAGAAGAGCCCACAGCUGCCUUCAUGGUGCUACAAUAACCCCAGAAUCUACUCUUCACUCCCAGGAGGAUCCACAUGUCUAAUAUUUAGACAUGAUGGCAAACUGGGUGGAAGCAAGAUCUCUCCUCAUUCUUACUGUUUUAUUAGGGCAAUUUGUCUCAAUAAAAGCCCAGCAAGGAGGCCGGGAUGAUGAAUUUCUUUAUGAAGAGACCUGCAAUCAAAAUGGCCAUAUAUUCUUAGACAAGGACAUUUGGAAGCCUUCUCCUUGUGAUAUCUGUGUCUGUAACAGAGGACAUAUUCUCUGUGAAAAGAUAGAGUGUGUGGAAGAUCUCCCUUGUGCUGAUGCUGUGAUUCCCCCUGGGGAGUGCUGUCCUUACUGUCCAGUGGUAUCUGGAGGUGGAAACACCAAUUUUGGCAGAGGAAGAAAGGGUCAAAAAGGAGAACCAGGAUUAGUGCCUGUUGUAACAGGCAUACGAGGUCGUCCUGGGCCUGCAGGACCUCCAGGAUCCCAAGGUCCAAGAGGAGAGCGAGGCCCCAAAGGAAGACCUGGUCCUCGUGGUCCUCAGGGAAUUGAUGGAGAGCCAGGUGUUCCUGGUCAACCUGGUGCUCCAGGACCCCCUGGACAUCCAUCUCACCCAGGACCUGAUGGCAUGAGCAGGCCUUUUUCAGCUCAGAUGGCAGGGUUGGAUGAAAAAUCUGGACUUGGGAGUCAAGUAGGAUUGAUGCCUGGCUCUGUGGGUCCUGUUGGCCCAAGGGGACCUCAAGGUUUACAAGGACAGCAAGGUGGUGUAGGACCAACAGGACCUCCUGGUGAACCUGGUGAACCUGGACCAAUGGGUCCAGUUGGUGCUCGGGGACCAGAGGGCCCUCCUGGCAAGCCUGGUGAAGAUGGUGAACCUGGUAGAAAUGGAAAUACUGGUGAAGUGGGAUUUACAGGAUCACCGGGAGCACGAGGCUUUCCUGGGGCUCCUGGUCUUCCAGGCCUGAAGGGUCACCGAGGACACAAAGGUCUUGAAGGCCCUAAAGGCGAAGUUGGAGCAACUGGUGCUAAGGGUGAAGCUGGCCCUACUGGUCCAAUGGGUGCCAUGGGACCUCUGGGUCCAAGAGGAAUGCCAGGAGAAAGAGGGAGACUUGGGCCCCAGGGUGCUCCUGGACAACGAGGUGCACAUGGUAUGCCUGGGAAACCUGGGCCAAUGGGUCCUCUUGGAAUACCUGGCUCUUCUGGUUUUCCAGGAAAUCCUGGAAUGAAGGGAGAAGCAGGUCCUACUGGAGCACGAGGCCCUGAAGGUCCUCAGGGUCAGAGAGGUGAAACUGGACCACCAGGUCCAGUUGGUUCUCAAGGUCUUCCUGGUGCAAUGGGAACUGAUGGUACACCUGGUGCCAAAGGCCCCACGGGCUCUCCAGGUACCUCAGGUCCUCCUGGCUUGACAGGACCCCCUGGAUCUCCUGGCCCUCAGGGUAGCACUGGACCUCAGGGAAUUCGAGGACAAACGGGUGAUCCAGGAGUUCCAGGUUUUAAAGGAGAAGCUGGCCCAAAAGGGGAACCGGGGCCACAUGGUAUUCAGGGCCCAAUAGGCCCACCUGGUGAAGAAGGCAAACGAGGCCCUCGAGGUGACCCAGGAACAGUUGGACCACCAGGCCCAAUGGGAGAAAGGGGUUCUCCUGGCAAUCGUGGUUUUCCAGGAUCUGAUGGUUUGCCUGGACCAAAGGGUGCUCAAGGAGAACGGGGUCCUGUAGGUUCUUCAGGACCUAAGGGAGGCCAAGGGGACCCAGGACGUCCAGGGGAACCUGGGCUUCCAGGUGCUCGGGGUCUGACAGGCAAUCCUGGUGUCCAAGGUCCUGAAGGAAAACUUGGACCUUUGGGUGCUUCAGGGGAGGAUGGCCGACCAGGUCCUCCAGGUUCCAUAGGCAUCAGAGGGCAGCCUGGGAGUAUGGGUCUUCCAGGCCCGAAAGGUAGCAGUGGUGACCCUGGAAAACCGGGAGAAGCAGGAAAUGCUGGAGUUCCUGGGCAAAGGGGAGCUCCUGGAAAAGAUGGUGAAGUUGGUCCUUCUGGUCCUGUGGGCCCUCCGGGUCUAGCUGGGGAAAGAGGAGAACAGGGACCUCCAGGACCCACUGGCUUUCAGGGGCUUCCUGGGCCUCCAGGUCCUCCUGGAGAAGGCGGAAAGCCAGGUGAUCAGGGUGUUCCUGGAGACCCUGGAGCAGUUGGCCCAUUAGGACCUAGAGGAGAAAGAGGAAAUCCUGGUGAAAGAGGAGAACCUGGAAUAACUGGACUCCCUGGUGAGAAGGGCAUGGCUGGAGGACAUGGUCCUGAUGGUCCAAAAGGCAGUCCAGGUCCGACUGGGACUGUUGGAGAUACAGGCCCACCAGGUCUUCAGGGUAUGCCAGGAGAAAGAGGAAUUGCUGGCACUCCUGGCCCCAAGGGUGACCGAGGCGGCAUUGGAGAGAAAGGUGCUGAAGGUACAGCUGGAAACGAUGGAGCAAGAGGUCUUCCAGGUCCCUUGGGCCCUCCAGGUCCUGCAGGUCCUACUGGAGAAAAGGGGGAACCUGGACCUCGAGGUUUAGUUGGCCCUCCUGGCUCCCGUGGCAAUCCUGGUUCGCGUGGUGAAAAUGGCCCAACUGGGGCUGUUGGUUUUGCUGGACCCCAGGGUCCUGAUGGGCAGCCUGGAGUAAAAGGUGAACCUGGAGAGCCAGGGCAGAAAGGAGAUGCUGGAUCUCCUGGACCACAAGGGCUAGCAGGAUCCCCUGGCCCUCAUGGACCUAAUGGUGUUCCUGGACUAAAAGGUGGACGAGGAACUCAGGGUCCACCUGGUGCUACAGGAUUUCCUGGUUCUGCUGGCAGAGUUGGACCUCCAGGCCCUGCUGGAGCUCCAGGACCUGCAGGGCCCAUAGGGGAACCAGGGAAGGAAGGACCUCCAGGUCUUCGCGGGGAUCCUGGCUCUCAUGGACGAGUGGGAGAUCGAGGACCAGCUGGCCCACCCGGUGGCCCAGGAGAUAAAGGGGACCCAGGAGAAGAUGGCCAGUCUGGUCCAGAUGGUCCUCCUGGUCCAGCUGGCACAACUGGGCAAAGAGGGAUUGUUGGCAUGCCUGGGCAACGUGGAGAACGAGGCAUGCCCGGCCUGCCCGGCCCAGCGGGCACACCAGGAAAAGUAGGACCAACUGGUGCAACAGGAGAUAAAGGUCCUCCUGGACCUGUGGGACCCCCUGGCUCAAAUGGUCCCGUAGGUGAACCUGGACCAGAAGGUCCAGCAGGUAACGAUGGUACUCCAGGCCGGGAUGGUGCUGUUGGAGAACAUGGUGAUCGUGGAGACCCUGGGCCUGCAGGUCUUCCAGGCUCUCAGGGUGCCCCUGGAACUCCUGGUCCUGUUGGUGCUCCAGGAGAUGCAGGACAAAGAGGAGAUCCGGGUUCUCGGGGUCCUAUAGGACCACCAGGUAGAGCUGGAAAACGUGGUUUACAUGGACCUCAAGGACCCCGUGGUGACAAAGGUGAUAGUGGAGACCGAGGUGACCGGGGUCAGAAGGGCCACAGAGGCUUCACUGGUCUUCAGGGUCUCCCUGGCCCUCCUGGUCCAAAUGGUGAACAAGGUAGUGCUGGAAUCCCUGGUCCAUUUGGCCCAAGAGGUCCUCCAGGCCCGGUUGGUCCUUUAGGCAAAGAAGGAAACCCUGGGCCACUUGGGCCAAUCGGACCUCCUGGUGUUCGGGGCAGUGUAGGAGAAGCAGGACCAGAGGGUCCUCCUGGUGAGCCUGGUCCACCAGGCCCUCCAGGUCCCCCUGGCCACCUUACAGCUGCCCUGGGUGAUAUCAUGGGUCACUAUGAUGAGAGCAUGCCAGAUCCACUUCCUGAGUUUACUGAAGAUCAGGCGGCUCCUGAUGACAAAAACAAAACUGACCCAGGGGUCCAUGCAACCCUGAAGUCACUCAGUAGUCAGAUUGAAACCAUGCGCAGCCCUGAUGGCUCCAAGAAGCACCCAGCCCGGACCUGUGAUGACUUAAAGCUUUGCCAUUCCACAAAACAAAGUGGUGAAUAUUGGAUUGAUCCCAAUCAGGGAUCAGCUGAAGAUGCAAUCAAAGUUUACUGCAAUAUGGAAACAGGAGAAACAUGCAUUUCAGCAAAUCCAUCCAGUAUACCUCGUAAAACCUGGUGGGCCAGCAAAUCUCCUGACAAUAAACCUGUUUGGUAUGGUCUAGAUAUGAAUAGAGGAUCACAGUUUGCAUAUGGAGACCACCUGUCACCUAAUACAGCCAUCACUCAAAUGACCUUCCUACGCCUGUUAUCAAAAGAAGCUUCCCAGAACAUCACUUACCUCUGUAAAAACAGUAUAGGAUACAUGGAUGAGCAAGCCAAGAGCCUCAAGAAGGCUGUGGUUCUUAAAGGGGCAAAUGAUUUAGAAAUCAAAGGAGAAGGGAAUGUGAGAUUCAGAUACACAGUUCUUCAAGAUACUUGCUCUAAGCGAAAUGGAAAUGUGGGCAAGACCAUCUUUGAAUAUAGAACGCAGAAUGUGGCACGUUUGCCCAUCAUAGAUCUUGCCCCUGUGGAUGUUGGCGGCACAGACCAGGAAUUUGGCAUUGAAAUUGGGCCAGUCUGUUUCAUGUAACACAAGCCCAGACAGUGACAGUGAGCAUCACCAUCAAUGAUGACUACCCCGUUCACAAGAACUUUGACUGUUUGAAGUUGAUCCUGAGACUCUUGAAGAUAUGGCUGAUCAUGCAUCAGCACUGUAUAUAUGGUCUUAAGUGCCUGGCCUCCUUAUCCUUCAAAAUAUUUAUUUUACUUACAAUCAUCAAGUUUUAAUUGAUUUAAAAUAAUUUUCAAUACAAGUUUAGAAUCAUGAUGACCAAUGACAAUGAUCACCUUUUAAAAAAAGUAAACUCAUUAAAUAAAUAAAUAUCUGUUUUCUUCAAUUUAUUUCAAUGUAAUAAAAGGUUGCUUAGUAUUUAUGAGGAAAUUUUUCUUGGCAGGUAGCUUAAAGAGUGGGGUAUAUAAAACUACAACACAUGUUUAUUUUGCUUGGCUGCAGUUUGAAAAAUAGAAAUUAGUUCCCUUUUGGGAUCCCUUAUUCCCAGAUCAUCAAGAAAAAAAGAAUCAAGAUGUUUAAUCUUUGGUUGAAACCCACAUGUGUGUCUUGAUGUACUAUUACUAGUGUUAAAAGAGAAGCUUAAAAAAAUACAAGUUUAUCACUGUAUUAAAUGGAAUCUUUAAAUAACAUAUUCAGUGCAAUUUUAGGAGAAAAAUUAAAUUUCUCUCAUUUCUCAAAUUUUUGCAAAAUAUGACACAUGUAGACUCAUUUCUCAUUCAAUUUUAAAAGUACCUUUCCCUUUUGGUGCAAUUUAUCAAUACUGACAGAAAUUACACAGAUAUACUACUUAAUACAUUUCCUUCUUCUUAUUUAAGAAGACACUAAAUGUGAAAUAACUACACAUACAACUUCAUAAAUACAUUUCCAGGACCCAAGAUUGAGGCUCCUCCACAUAAAUAUAAUUUCAUCUUCCUGAAGCAAAUAAUGAAGAAAAAGAUAUAAAAACCCAGAGUUAUGGAGCUGACUCUAAUCAAAUGUGAUGAUUAGAAUUAAACUAUUUGAAAUUUGAACUUUCAUAGGAAAAAAGAUCCAACAUUUCUUAGCAUGAGCUACCUCAUCUCUAGAAGCUGGGAUGGACUUAGUAUUCUUGUUCAUAUUUUAGAUACCAAAAGGUGCUAUGCUUCUGUUAUUAUUCCAAGACUGGAGAUAGGCAGGGCUAAAAAAAUUAUUAUUAUUAUUUUUUCUUUUAAUGAUGGUGCUAAAAUUCUUUCUAUAAAAUUCUUUAAAAAUCAACAUUGUUUCAUCAAUGCCAUUUGUGAAAAUGUAUCUGUUAGACUUCCCAUUUCAGAAAGAAAGAGCAUUGUUCUAAUGCCUUUUCACUGUUCCUCUGUCAUACUGUAUCUGGAAUGCUUUGUAACAUUUGCAUGUUUCUUAGACCAGGACAUGUAGGUCCCUUGUUUUUCCUUAAUUGCAUUUGUUGGCUCCAUUUUUAUUUUAUUAUUUAAAAAUAAGUAGCCAGAGUCAUCCAAAGGAUAAGCCAUGCACACAACUGUGGUCAUGUAUCUCUGCAAAGCAUCAAAUUAAAUGUACGCUUUCAUCAUGUCAGUCAUUUUUUUGUUUUUUGGAAUUCCUUUAAACAUAGUAGAUUGAUAUAAUUUCCAAUAGUAAAUAAUAAGAAUAAGAAUAAGGUGUUGUGGUAUUCUGCAUUUUCUGUUUGUUUGAAAGAUACAACAAAUAUCUUCCAUCAUGUAUGUACCUGCUUAUAAAUGAAAAUCUAUCUGUAACAUUAUCCACAAGGCAACAGGGCACUAAUCAUCAAUGUUUAGUCCUUAUAAAAUGCCAGGAUAGUGUUAGGUAAAAGACAGGGUAUGGGGAAAGGAGAGAAAGAAAAGGUGGAAGUUAGGGUAAUGCCUCAUGCCUGCAGCCCACCUAACACUCCCUUAAAAAGGGAAGCUGGUCAACCACAAGGAGAAUUCAAGAACCUAAAGAGAAAGUCCCCUAUCUUGGGAGGGACUGACCUAAAGUUAAGUUGGUACUAGUUAGCAUAUCAUUAGCUUUGUGGCUUGCUCCCCACUGUGCAUUUGCAGGUAGGUGGGGGAAAGAAACCAUGGACUGGCAGUAGAGAAGAAAUUUUGUCAAAAUCAGUUGUCAAUCAAGGUACUAAUCAAACCCAGGUCCACCCAGGGAAAAGCACAGCCCAAUAAAAGCCAGCUUCACUAUGUAGACAGGGUCUUGAGGUACACUUCUCAGUUCAGCCCAUUCUGUUCUCUCAGCGUGUUCUUUUGCUUUUAAUAAACCUUUGUUUUGCUUGCCAA
Messenger RNA from Ictidomys tridecemlineatus (thirteen-lined ground squirrel), 6973 nucleotides. RefSeq names its product collagen type V alpha 2 chain (gene Col5a2). Gene Ontology annotation, molecular function: extracellular matrix structural constituent; protein binding. The record is from RefSeq and is a predicted model, not a curated record. NCBI's taxonomy places the organism in Eukaryota, Metazoa, Chordata, Mammalia, Rodentia, Sciuridae.